Messenger RNA from Manis javanica (Malayan pangolin), 22347 nucleotides. The record is from RefSeq and is a predicted model, not a curated record. NCBI's taxonomy places the organism in Eukaryota, Metazoa, Chordata, Mammalia, Pholidota, Manidae.
CUGAGGCACCACGCUGGCUCUUGCCUGGGGUUCUCAGGAGGGGAGAGUUGAGAGAGGCUUUGCUGCUGAGGAAAUUUAUUUGAUAGAUUGAAGGUUUGAACAGGAGCUACAAAAGCGAAAGGGAAAAAUCCAUAUAAGCCAAUGGUGUCCGGGAAGAAAAUAAGCCCAUUGCCUUGAGUUUGUAGGUGCCACUACUACUCUGGGAAAAUGGCAGAUGACGAAGAAUAUGAGGAGGUGGUGGAGUACUACACGGAAGAAAUAGUCUAUGAGCAGGUGCCAGGGGAGACAAUAACAGAAAUCUAUGAAACCACCACGACGACAACACCUGCCUAUGGACAAUCAGAAACUUACAAACCAGCUCUGGCACAGCCAGUACCGGCAAAGCCAGAGCAGAGGAAGAAGGUUAUCCGGAAGAAAGUGGAUUCUUCAAAGUUCAUGACCCCCUACAUCGAACACAGUCAGAAAAUGCAAAAUCUAUUUAGCCCAAACAAAUACAAGGAGAACUAUGAGAAAGCAAAAGGACAGUCUUAUGCCAUCACUACCGAUACCCCAGAACUUCGCAGAAUCAAGAAAGUACAAGAUCAACUCAGUGAGGUUAAGUAUCGAACGGAUGGUGAUGUCGCUAAAACUAUCUGUCAUGUAGAUGAAAAAGCAAAAGACAUUGAGCAUGCCAAGAAAGUGUCGCAGCAAGUCAGUAAGGUUUUAUACAAGCAGAACUGGGAAGACACCAAGGAUAAGUACCUGCUUCCCCCUGAUGCCCCUGAACUUGUCCAGGCCAUUAAGAACACAGCCAUGUUCAGCAAGAAACUGUACACUGAAGACUGGGACGCCGACAAGAGCUUGUUUUACCCAUAUAACGAUAGCCCGGAGCUGAGAAGGGUCGCCCAAGCCCAGAAAGCUCUCAGUGAUAUUGCCUACAAAAAAGGUCUGGCUGAACAGCAAGCUCAGUUCACAUCUCUGCCAGAUCCUCCAGAUAUAGAAUUUGCCAAGAAAGUGACCAAUCAAGUGAGCAAGCAAAAAUACAAGGAAGACUAUGAAAAUAAAGUCAAAGGCAAAUGGAGUGAGACGCCUUGCUUUGAAGUUGCAAAUGCCAGAAUGAAUGCUGAUAACAUCAGCACAAGGAAAUACCAGGAAGACUUUGAGAAUAUGAAAGACCAGAUCUACUUCAUGCAGACUGAAACCCCAGAGUACAAAGUGAAUAAACAAGCUGGGCUGGCAGCUAGCAAGGUAAAAUACAAAGAAGACUAUGAAAAGAAAAAAGGAAAAGCAGAUUAUAAUGUGCUUCCUGCUUCAGAGAACCCGCUGCUCAGGCAGCUGAAGGCGGCAGGAGAGGUCUUGAGUGAUAAACUGUACAAGGAAAACUAUGAAAAGACAAAGGCAAAGAGCAUAAAUUACUGCGAGACCCCCAAAUUUCAGCUUGAUACAGUUCUGCAGAAUUUCACUAGUGAUACUAAAUACAAAGACGCCUAUGUAAAGGACAUUUUGGGACAUUACGUAGGCAGCCCUGAGGAUCCAUAUCAUGCACACUGCAUGAAAAUUGCAGCUCAAAACAGUGACAAAAACUACAAAGCAGAAUAUGAAGAGGACAGAGGCAGAGGCUUCUUCCCCCAGACCAUAACUCAAGAAUAUGAAGCCAUGAAGAAACUAGAUAAGUGCAAAGACCAUGCCUACAAAGUCCAUCCAGAUAAGACAAAAUUCACUCAAGUUACUGACUCUCCUGUUCUGGUGCAGGCCCAAGUCAAUUCCAAGCAACUGAGCGAUCUCAAUUACAAAGCAAAACAUGAAAAUGAAAAGUUCAAGUGCCACAUACCUCCGGAUACCCCUGCCUUCAUCCAGCACAGAGUCAACGCGUAUAACCUGAGUGACAAUGUUUAUAAGCAAGACUGGGAGAAGGACAAGGCCAAGAAGUUUGACAUCAAAGUGGACGCCAUUCCCUUGCUGGCAGCCAAAGCCAACAGCAGGAUCGCUAGUGAUGUGAUGUACAAGAAAGACUAUGAGAAAAGCAAAGGGAAAAUGAUCGGAGCCCUCAGCAUUAAUGACGAUCCCAAGAUGCUGCACUCUUUGAAGACAGCCAGAAACCAGAGCGAUAGAUUAUACAAGGAAAACUAUGAGAAGACAAAGGCAAAGAGCAUGAAUUACUGCGAGACCCCUAAGUACCAGCUGGAUACUGAGCUGAAGAACUUUAGUGAGGCUAGGUAUAAAGAUUGGUAUGUACAGAAUAUGCUGGGACAUUAUGUAGGCAGCCCUGAGGACCCAUAUCAAGCACACUGCAUGAGAGUUUCAGCUCAAAACAAUGACAAAAAUUACAAAGCAGAAUAUGAAGAAGAUAAAGGGAAAUGCUAUUUCCCUCAGACAAUAACACAGGAAUAUGAAGCAAUCAAGAAGCUGGACCAGUGUAAAGAUCAUACCUACAAAGUUCAUCCAGACAAGACCAAAUUCACUCCUGUCACCGAUACACCUGUACUGUUGCAAGCACAGAGGAACACGAAACAGCUCAGCGAUCUGAAUUACAAAGCAAAACAUGAAGGUGAGAAGUUCAAAUGCAAUGUUCCAGCAGAUGCUCCACAAUUUAUCCAACACAGAGUCAACGCUUAUAACCUGAGUGAUAAUGUUUAUAAGCAAGACUGGGAGAAGGACAAGCCCAAGAAGUUCAACAUCAAAGUGGACGCCAUUCCCCUGCUGGCAGCCAAAGCCAACAGCAGGAUCGCUAGCGAUGUGAUGUACAAGAAAGACUACGAGAAAAGCAAAGGGAAAAUGAUCGGAGCCCUCAGCAUUAAUGACGAUCCCAAGAUGCUGCACUCUUUGAAGACAGCCAGAAACCAGAGCGAUCGUGAAUAUCGCAAAGACUAUGAAAAGUCGAAAACUAUCUACACAGCACCUCUUGAUAUGCUCCAAGUCACUCAAGCUAAGAAAUCUCAGGCAAUUGCCAGUGAUGUGGAUUAUAAGCACCUCUUACACAAUUACAGCUACCCGCCUGAUAGCAUCAACGUGGACCUCGCCAAGAAGGCUUACGCACUGCAGAGUGAUGUUGAAUACAAAGCUGACUACAACAGCUGGAUGAAAGGUUGUGGCUGGGUGCCUUUUGGGUCCUUAGAAAUGGAAAAGGCAAAGCGAGCCUCAGACAUCCUGAAUGAGAAAAAAUAUCGCCAACAUCCAGACACUCUCAAGUUUACCUCAAUUGAAGAUGCUCCAAUUAUAGUACAGUCUAAAAUUAACCAGGCACAGAGGAGUGACAUUGCCUAUAAAGCCAAAGGAGAGGAAAUUCUUCACAAAUAUAACCUGCCAGUGGACCUGCCCCAGUUCAUUCAGGCUAAAGUCAAUGCCUACAAUAUCAGUGAGAAUAUGUACAAAGCUGACUUGAAAGAUCUGACCAAGAAGGGAUAUGACCUGAGAACUGACGCGAUUCCCAUCAAAGCUGCCAAAGCUGCCAGACAGGCGGCGAGUGACGUUCAGUACAAAAAAGAUUAUGAAAAAGCCAAAGGGAAAAUGGUUGGCUUCCAAAGUCUCCAAGAUGAUCCUAAACUAGUUCAUUAUAUGAAUGUGGCCAAGAUACAAUCAGACCGCGAGUAUAAAAAAGACUAUGAGAAGACAAAGACGAAACACAACACACCCCAUGAUAUGUUCAACAUUGUGGCAGCUAAGAAAGCUCAGGAUGUUGCCAGCAAUGUCAACUAUAAGCACUCACUCCAUCAUUACACGUACCUCCCUGAUGCCAUGGACCUGGAGUUGUCUAAAAACAUGAUGCACCUACAGAGUGAUAACGCCUACAAGGAAGAUUACAACACCUGGAUGAAAGGCAUAGGCUGGAUACCUAUCGGCAGUCUGGAUGCAGAAAAAGUUAAAAAGGCAGGUGAUGCCCUGAAUGAAAAGAAGUACAGGCAACAUCCCGACACCCUCAAAUUUACCAGCAUCGUGGACUCUCCGGUUAUGGUCCAGGCGAAACAGAACACGAAGCAAAUCAGCGAUGUUUUAUACAAAGCUAAAGGAGAAGAUGUGAAACAUAAAUUCACUAUGAGUUCUGAUCUUCCUCAGUUUCUCCAGGCCAAGUGCAAUGCUUACAAUAUAAGUGAUGUCUGUUAUAAGCGGGACUGGCAUGAUCUAAUAGCCAAGGGCAACAAUGUGCUGGGAGACGCUAUUCCCAUCGCUGCAGCCAAAGCCUCAAGAAACAUUGCCAGUGAUUAUAAAUACAAGGAAGCUUAUGAGAAGUCAAAGGGAAAGCACGUGGGUUUUAGAAGCCUCCAGGAUGAUCCCAAGCUGGUCCACUACAUGAAUGUGGCAAAGUUGCAGUCUGACCGUGAAUACAGGAAGAAUUACGAGAACACCAAAACCAGCUACCAUACCCCUGGGGACAUGGUCAGCAUUACAGCUGCAAAGAUGGCCCAGGAUGUUGUCACCAAUGUCAACUACAAACAGCCGAUCCAUGAUUACACAUACCUGCCUGAUGCCCUGAGCCUUGAGCAUACCAGGAAUGUGAACCAGAUUCAGAGUGAUAAUGUGUAUAAAGACGAGUAUAACAACUUCUUCAAAGGCAUUGGAUGGAUCCCUAUUGGUUCUCUGGAGGCUGAGAAGGUCAGGAAAGCAGGUGAUGCCUUAAAUGAGAAGAAGUAUCGUCAGCACCCAGAUACCAUCAAGUUCACAAGUGUGCCUGAUUCCAUGGGCAUGGUUUUGGCUCGGCAGAACACAAAGCAGCUAAGUGAUUUGAACUACAAGAUAGAAGGGGAGAAACUGAAGCACAAGUACACUAUGGACCCCGAAUUGCCUCAGUUUAUUCAAGCCAAAGUCAAUGCCCUCAAUAUGAGUGAUGCUCAUUAUAAAGCAGACUGGAAGAAAACCCUUGCUAAGGGCUGUGUUUUAGGAUCAGAUGCCAUACCAAUUGUUGCUGCAAAAAGUUCAAGGAAUAUUGCCAGUGAUUUCAAAUAUAAGGAGGCUUACGAGAAAGCCAAAGGCAAGCAAAUUGGAUUUCUCAGUCUUCAGGAUGAUCCUAAACUGGUCCACUACAUGAAUGUAGCCAAAAUGCAGUCCGAUCGUGAAUACAAAAAGGGUUAUGAAGCCAGCAAGACCAGGUAUCACACACCCUUGGAUAUGCUCAGUGUGACAGCAGCCAAGAAAUCUCAGGAGGUCGUUACCAACACCAACUACAGACAGCCCUUCCACUGCUACACUCUGCUGCCUGAUGCCUUGAAUGUGGAGCACUCCAGGAACGCCAUGCAGAUUCAGAGUGACAAUCUAUACAAAUCUGACUUCAACUGGAUGAAGGGGAUCGGCUGGAUACCAAUCCAGUCGCUGGAGGUGGAGAAGGCGAGGAAAGCAGGAGACAUCCUCAGUGAGAAAAAGUAUCGGCAACAUCCUGAGAAGCUGAAGUUCACUUACGCCAUGGACACAAUGGAACAAGCCCUUAACAAGAGUAACAAACUGAUCAUGGACAAGAGGCGCUACACUGACAAGUGGAACAAAGACAAGACCACUAUUCAUGUGAUGCCUGAUACCCCAGACAUUCUACUCUCCAGAAUGAACCAGAUCACGAUGAGUGAUAAACUGUACAAAGCUGGCUGGGAAGAAGAAAAGAAGAAAGGCUAUGACAUGACACCUGAUGCCAUCCCGAUAAAGGCUGCUAAAGCCUCUCGGGACAUUGCCAGUGAUUACAAAUAUAAGCAAGCCUAUGAACAAACCAAAGGGAAACACAUUGGCUUCCGGAGCCUAGAGGACGACCCCAAGUUGGUGCACUUCAUGCAGGUGGCCAAGAUGCAGUCAGACCGGGAAUACAAGAAGGGAUAUGAGAAAUCCAAGACAUCCUUCCACACCCCGGUGGACAUGUUAAGUGUGGUGGCAGCCAAGAAGUCUCAGGAAGUGGCCACCAACACUAACUACAGGAACCUGAUCCAUACCUACAACAUGCUUCCCGAUGCCAUGAGCUUCGAACUAGCCAAAAAUAUGAUGCAGAUUCAAAGUGACAAUCAGUACAAAGCUGACUAUGCUGAUUUCAUGAAGGGCAUUGGAUGGCUCCCUCUGGGCUCCCAGGAGGCUGAGAAAAACAAGAAAGCCAUGGAGAUUAUUAGUGAAAAGAAGUACCGCCAACGCCCAGACACUUUGAAGUAUUCCUCAUUGAUGGACUCAAUGAACAUGGUUUUGGCUCAAAAUAAUGCAAAAAUUAUGAAUGAACACCUCUAUAAACAAGCAUGGGAGGCUGACAAGACCAAAGUCCACAUCAUGUCUGAUAUCCCCCAGAUUGUUCUGGCAAAGGCAAAUGCAAUUAACAUGAGUGAUAAACUCUACAAGCUUUCUUUGGAAGAGGCUAAAAAGAAAGGCUGUGAUCUCAGAGCUGAUGCAAUUCCUAUCAAAGCUGCCAAGGCUUCAAGAGAUAUUGCAAGUGAUUAUCAAUACAGACACAAUUAUGAAAAGGAGAGGGGCAAAAUGGUUGGCUUCCGCAGUCUUGAGGAUGACCCCAAAUUAGUCCAUUCCAUGCAAGUGGCUAAGAUGCAAUCUGAUCGGGAGUACAAGAAGAACUAUGAGAAGACGAAGACCAGCUACCACACCCCUGCCGACAUGCUCAGUGUCACAGCUGCCAAGGAUGCUCAAGCCAAUAUCACCAACACCAACUACAAGCACCUGAUUCACAAGUACAUCCUUCUUCCAGAUGCCAUGAGCAUUGAGCUGACCAGGAAUAUGAACCGCGUACAGAGUGAUAAUGAAUAUAAACAGGACUACAAUGAAUGGUACAAAGGGCUUGGCUGGAGUCCAGCUGGUUCCCUAGAAGUGGAGAAGGCCAAGAAAGCAACUGAAUAUGCCAGUGAUCAGAAAUACCGCCAGCACCCUAGCACCUUCCAGUUUAAGAAGCUGACCGACUCCAUGGACAUGGUUCUUGCCAAACAGAACGCACAUACCAUGAACAAGCACUUAUACACCAUUGACUGGAACAAAGAUAAAACCAAGAUUCAUGUGAUGCCAGAUACACCAGAUAUUUUACAAGCCAAGCAGAAUCAAAUCCACUACAGUGAGAAACUUUAUAAACUUGGAUGGGAAGAAGCUUUGAAGAAAGGCUAUGACCUUCCACUUGAUGCAAUUUCUGUGCAGGCAGCCAAGGCUUCAGGAGACAUUGCUAGUGAUUUUAAAUACAAACAAGGUUAUCGCAAGCAACUCGGCCACCAUAUUGGAUACCGGAGUCUGCAAGAUGAUCCAAAGCUUGUGUUGUCCAUGAAUGUAGCCAAAAUGCAGAGUGAAAGAGAAUACAAGAAGGACUUUGAGAAGUGGAAAACCAGGUACACCAGCCCAGUGGACACGUUGGGAGUGGUGCUGGCCAAGAAAUGUCAGGCCUUGGUCAGUGACGUGGACUAUAAGAAUUACCUGCACCAGUGGACAUGCCUGCCCGACCAGAACGAUGUUAUUCACGCUAAAAAAGCUUAUGAACUACAGAGUGAGAAUAUUUAUAAGUCUGACCUUGAGUGGCUGAAAGGCAUAGGAUGGAGUCCCCUGGGUUCUUUGGAGGCAGAAAAGAACAAGAAAGCUUCAGAAAUCAUUAGUGAGAAGAAAUAUCGUCAGCCUGCAGACAAAAACAAGUUCACCAGCAUUCCUGAUGCCAUGGACAUAGUUCUGGCAAAGACGAAUGCCAAAAAUAGGAGUGAUAAACUCUACCGAAUGGGUUAUGAGGAGCUGAAGAAAAAAGGUUAUGAUCUUCCACUUGAUGCCAUACCCAUCAAAGCAGCCAAAGCAUCCCGAGAAAUUGCCAGUGAAUACAAGUACAAGGAAGGUUUUCGCAAGCAGCUUGGCCACCACAUUGGAGCCCGGGACAUCAAAGAUGACCCCAAGAUGAUGUGGUCCAUGCAUGUGGCCAAGAUCCAGAGUGACAGGGAGUACAAGAAGGACUUUGAGAAGUGGAAGACCAAGUUCAGCAGCCCAGUGGACAUGCUGGGGGUGGUCCUGGCCAAGCAGUGCCAGACCUUAGUCAGUGAUGUGGACUAUAAGAACUACCUGCACGAGUGGACGUGCCUGCCCGACCAGAACGACGUCAUCCACGCUCGGCGGGCCUACGACCUCCAGAGUGACAAUUUGUACAAGGCCGACCUUCAGUGGCUCAAGGGCAUUGGCUGGCUACCUAGUGGCUCUCUUGAGGAUGAGAAGAACAAGAGAGCAACCCAGAUUUUGAGUGACCAUGUUUACCGUCAGCACCCAGAUAAAUUCAAGUUUUCCAGCCUUAUGGACUCCAUCCCGAUGGUUUUGGCAAAAAAUAAUGCUAUUACCAUGAACCAUCGCCUCUAUACAGAAGCUUGGGAUAAAGAUAAAACUACUGUCCACAUUAUGCCAGAUACCCCUGAAGUUUUACUGGCUAAACAAAACAAAAUAAAUUACAGUGAGAAACUAUAUAAACUUGGUCUAGAAGAAGCCAGGAAUAAAGGCUGUGAUAUGCGCUUAGAUGCCAUUCCCAUCAGAGCUGCCAAGGCCUCCAGAGAUAUUGCAAGCGAAUUCAAGUACAAAGAAGGCUAUCGUAAGCAGCUCGGCCACCACAUUGGUGCCCGAGCGAUACAUGACGACCCUAAGAUGAUGUGGUCCAUGCAUGUGGCCAAGAUCCAGAGUGACAGGGAGUACAAGAAGGACUUUGAGAAGUGGAAGACCAAGUUCAGCAGCCCAGUGGACAUGCUGGGGGUGGUCCUGGCCAAGCAGUGCCAGACCUUAGUCAGUGAUGUGGACUAUAAGAACUACCUGCACGAGUGGACGUGCCUGCCCGACCAGAACGACGUCAUCCACGCUCGGCGGGCCUACGACCUCCAGAGCGACAACAUGUACAAGUCUGAUCUCCAGUGGCUGAAGGGCAUCGGCUGGGUUCCCAUUGGCUCUUUGGAUGUGGAAAAAUGCAAAAGGGCAACUGAAAUUCUGAGUGAUAAAAUCUACCGCCAGCCUCCAGACAAGUUCAAAUUUACCAGUGUAACUGAUUCUCUGGAGCAAGUGUUGGCCAAGAAUAAUGCCAUCAACAUGAACAAGCAUUUAUACACGGAAGCCUGGGACAAAGACAAGACCCAGAUCCACAUCAUGCCAGACACACCAGAAAUUAUGUUAGCAAGAAUGAACAAAAUCAACUACAGUGAGACUCUGUAUAAACUUGCCAACGAAGAAGCAAAGAAGAAAGGCUAUGACUUGCGAAGCGAUGCCAUCCCAAUCGUGGCAGCCAAGGCCUCCAGGGACAUCGCCAGUGAUUACAAAUACAAAGAUGGGUACCGCAAGCAGCUUGGCCAUCACAUUGGAGCCCGGGACAUUAGUGACGACCCCAAGAUGAUGUGGUCCAUACACGCGGCCAAGAUCCAGAGUGACAGGGAGUACAAGAAGGACUUUGAAAAGUGGAAGACCAAGUUCAGCAGCCCAGUGGACAUGCUGGGGGUGGUCCAGGCCAAGAAGUGCCAGACCUUAGUCAGUGAUGUGGACUAUAAGAACUACCUGCACGAGUGGACGUGCCUGCCCGACCAGAACGACGUCAUCCACGCUCGGCAGGCCUACGACCUCCAGAGUGAUAAUGUUUACAAGUCUGAUCUCCAGUGGCUGAAAGGCAUUGGCUGGGUCCCCAUUGGGUCUGUGGAUGUGGUCAAGUGCAAGAGAGCUGCAGAGAUACUGAGUGACAACCUCUACCGCCAGCCUCCGGAGAAGCUGAAAUUUACCAGUGUAACUGACACCCCGGAGCAGGUGCUGGCCAGGAGCAAUGCCAUCAACAUGAACAAGUACAAAUACAAAGAUGGUUACCGCAAGCAGCUCGGCCAUCACAUUGGAGCCCGGAACGUUAAUGAUGACCCCAAGAUGAUGUGGUCCAUACACGCGGCCAAGAUCCAGAGUGACAGGGAGUACAAGAAGGACUUUGAAAAGUGGAAGACCAAGUUCAGCAGCCCAGUGGACAUGAUGGGGGUGGUCCAGGCCAAGAAGUGCCAGACCUUAGUCAGUGAUGUGGACUAUAAGAACUACCUGCACGAGUGGACGUGCCUGCCCGACCAGAACGACGUCAUCCACGCUCGGCGGGCCUAUGACCUCCAGAGUGACAACUUCUAUCGCCAGGCUAUGGAAGAGGCCAAGAAAGAAGGCUGUGACUUGAGAAGUGACGCCAUUCCCAUUGUGGCUGCCAAGGCCUCCCGGGACAUUGCUAGUGAUUACAAAUACAAAGAAGCUUAUCGCAAGCAGCUGGGUCACCACAUUGGCGCCCGAGCGGUGCAAGAUGACCCCAAGAUUAUGUGGUCUAUCCACAUUGCCAAAGUCCAGAGUGACCGUGAGUACAAGAAAGAAUUUGAGAAGUACAAGACGAGGUACAGCAGCCCAGUGGACAUGCUUGGUAUCGUUUUGGCCAAGAAAUGUCAGACGUUGGUCAGUGAUGUGGACUAUAAGCAUCCUUUGCAUGAGUGGACCUGCCUGCCUGACCAGAACGACGUCAUCCAGGCUCGGAAAGCUUAUGACCUCCAGAGUGAUAAUUUGUAUAAGUCAGACCUUGAAUGGCUGAAAGGCAUUGGCUGGGUUCCGAUUGGGUCCUUUGAAGUUCUGAGAGCCAAGAGAGCCGCAGAGAUCCUGAGUGAUAAUAUCUACCGCCAGCGACCAGAGACACUGAAAUUUACCUGUGUAACUGACACUCCAGAGCAGGUGCUGGCAAAAAGUAAUGCUAUAAACAUGAAUAAGCGACUGUAUACUGAAGCCUGGGACAAUGAUAAGAAAACAAUCCAUGUCAUGCCUGAUACACCAGAAAUCAUGCUAGCCAAACUCAACCGAAUAAACUACAGUCAUAAACUCUAUAAACUUGCUUUGGAAGAGUCCAGGAAGGAAGGCUGUGACUUACGUUUGGAUGCUAUUCCAAUCCAAGCAGCCAAGGCUUCAAGAGAGAUUGCUAGUGAUUACAAGUACAAGGAAGGCUACCGCAAGCAGCUCGGUCACCACAUUGGGGCCCGUAAGAUUGAGGAUGACCCCAAGAUGAUGUGGUCUAUCCAUGCGGCCAAGAUCCAGAGCGAGAGGGAGUACAAGAAGGACUUUGAGAAGUGGAAGACCAAGUUCAGCAGCCCAGUGGACAUGAUGGGGGUGGUCCAGGCCAAGAAGUGUCAGGUCCUUGUAAGCGACAUAGACUACAAGCAUCCCCUACACGAAUGGACCUGUCUGCCCGAUCAGAAUGACAUCAUUCAGGCUCGGAAGGCCUACGACCUUCAGAGUGAUGCUAUUUACAAGGCUGAUCUUGAGUGGCUGAGAGGCAUUGGAUGGGUACCCAUUGGCUCUGUACAGGUGGAGCAUGUCAAGAGAGCUGGAGAUAUCCUGAGUGAGAGAAAGUACCGCCUGCCUGCAGAGCAGCUCAAAUUCACAUGCAUUACAGACACCCCAGAGAUUGUCCUGGCAAAAAAUAAUGCCCUGACAAUGAGCAAGCAUUUAUAUACAGAAGCUUGGGAUACUGAUAAAACCUCCAUCCAUGUGAUGCCAGACACCCCAGGAAUCAUUCUGGCCAAGACCAAUUCUGCCAAUAUCAGCCAAAAACUUUACACCAAGGGAUGGGAUGAAUCAAAGAUGAAGGACUAUGAUCUGAGAGCUGAUGCUAUUUCCAUCAAAAGUGCUAAGGCUUCGAGGGACAUUGCCAGUGACUACAAAUAUAAAGAAGCGUAUGAGAAACAGAGAGGCCACCACAUUGGAGCCCGGAGCGUUGAGGAUGACCCCAAGAUUAUGUGUGCCAUACACGCAGGGAAGAUUCAAAGUGAAAGGGAGUACAAGAAGGAUUUCCAGAAGUGGAAGACCAAGUUCAGCAGCCCAGUGGACAUGUUAGGCAUCUUGCUGGCCAAGAAAUGUCAGAUUCUUGUCAGUGACAUUGAUUAUCGGAACUACCUGCAUCACUGGACAUGCUUACCCGACCAAAAUGACAUUAUCCAAGCCAAGAAGGCCUAUGAUCUUCAGAGUGACAGUGUGUAUAAAGCAGACCUGGAAUGGCUGCGCGGCAUUGGCUGGAUGCCAGAAGGCUCCGUAGAAAUGAACAGGGUGAAGGUUGCCCAAGACCUGAUAAAUGAAAGACUCUAUAGAACACGGCCGGAAGCCUUGACGUUCACCUCCAUUGUUGACACCCCAGAAGUUGUCCUGGCAAAAGCUAAUUCUCUGCAAAUGAGUGAGAAACUAUAUCAGGAAGCAUGGAAUAAAGAUAAAGCCAACAUCAGCAUUCCUCCUGACACACCAGUCAUGCUACAGGCCCACAUCAAUGCCUUGCAGAUCAGCAAUAAACUCUACCAGAAAGACUGGGAUGAAGCCAAACAGAAAGGCUAUGACAUAAAGGCAGAUGCCAUUGAAAUCAAACGUGCCAAAGCCUCCAGAGAAAUUGCCAGCGAGUACAAAUACAAAGAAGGUUACCGUAAGCAACUGGGCCACCAUGUGGGUUUCCGUACCCUACAAGAUGACCCCAAAUUGGUAUGGUCUAUACAUGCUGCCAAGAUCCAGAGUGACAGAGAAUACAAGAAAGCGUAUGAGAAGUCUAAAGGAAUUCACAAUACACCAUUGGACAUGAUGUCAAUUGUCCAGGCCAAGAAAUGCCAGGUCCUGGUUAGCGACAUUGAUUAUCGCAAUUAUCUGCACCAGUGGAUAUGUCUGCCAGAUCAGAAUGAUGUGAUCCAAGCUAAGAAAGCCUACGAACUGCAGAGCGAUAAUGUGUACAAGUCAGACCUGGAGUGGUUGAAGGGUAUAGGAUGGUUGCCAGAGGGCUCUGUGGAAGUGAUGAGAGUGAAGAAUGCCCAGAACCUCCUGAAUGAAAGAUUGUAUCGUAUAAGGCCAGAGGCCCUCAAAUUCACCAGCAUUGCUGAUACCCCUGAAAUCAUCAUGGCAAAGAUCAACUCUGUACAGAUCAGUGAGCCAUUGUAUCGUGAUGCCUGGGACAAAGAGAAGGCUAAUGUGAAUAUGCCACCUGACACCCCAUUGAUGCUGCAGUCUAAGAUCAACUCCAUACAGAUCAGCAAUAAAAAAUAUCAGCAAGCUUGGGAAGACGUCAAGAUGACAGGUUAUGACCUGCGAGCAGAUGCCAUAGGUUUCCAACGUGCCAAAGCUUCCAGGGAUAUUGCCAGUGAUUAUCUGUACAAAAAUGCUUAUGAGAAACAAAAAGGCCAUUAUAUUGGAUGUCGCAAUGCCAAAGAAGACCCUAAACUGGUCUGGGCAGCAAAUGUGUUGAAGAUGCAGAAUGAUAGGCUGUACAAAAAGGUCUACAAUGACCACAAGGCCAAGAUCACCAUCCCAGUAGACAUGGUGUCCAUCAGUGCUGCCAAAGAAGGCCAGGCAUUAGCAAGCGAUGUGGACUAUCGCCAGUACCUGCACCAGUGGUCUUGCUUUCCCGACCAGAACGAUGUGAUCCAAGCCAGGAAAGCCUAUGACCUGCAGAGUGAUGCCAUCUAUAAAGCCGACUUGGAGUGGUUGCGUGGCAUUGGCUGGAUGCCUGAAGGGUCCCCUGAGGUACUGAGAGUCAAAAAUGCCCAGAAAAUCUUAGUAGACAGUGUGUAUCGGACACCUGUGGUGAAUCUCAAGUACACGAGUAUCCCUGACACACCUGACGUUAUCCUUGCCAGAUCUAAUGCUGAAAAUAUUAGUAUUCCAAAGUACAGAGAAGUUUGGGACAAGGAUAAAACUUCAGUCCACAUAAUGCCAGAUACUCCAGAAUUCAAUCUCGCUAGAGCCAACGCUCUUAAUGUGAGCAAUAAAAUCUACCGCGAAGGUUGGGAUGAAAUAAAGAUGAGCUGCGAUGUGCGGUUGGAUGCCAUCCCUAUCCAGGCUGCCAAAGCCUCCAGGGAGAUUGCCAGUGAUUAUAAAUACAAGCUUGACCAUGAGAAGCAGAAGGGACACUACGUGGGUACCCCCACAGCCAGAGAUGACAACAAGAUCCGGUGGGCACUCAUAGCUGGCAAGAUUCAGAAUGAAAGGGAGUACCGCCUGCAGUGGGCCAAAUGGAAGACCAAGUUCCAAAGCCCUGCAGAUAUGCUUUCCAUCUUGCAAUCCAAAAAAUGCCAGACCCUGGUCAGCGACAUUGAUUAUCACAAUUACCUGCACGAGUGGACGUGCUUACCUGACCAGAAUGACGUGAUUCAGGCCAAGAAAGCCUACCAGCUGCAAAGCGACGCUGUUUACAAAGCCGACUUAGAAUGGUUACGUGGGAUCGGGUGGAUGCCAAAUGAUUCUGUUUCUGUCAAUCACGCCAAACAUGCUGCGGAUAUCUUCAGUGAGAAAAAAUAUCGCACAAAAAUAGAAACUCUCGAUUUUACUCCUGUGGAUGACAGAGUUGAUUAUGUGACAGCAAAGCAAAGUGGUGAGAUCCUGAAUGAUAUUAAAUACCGGAAACACUGGCAUGACACCAAAUCAAAGUACACCCUCACAGAAACCCCUCUGCUGCACAUGGCCCAGGAGGCAGGCCGGAUUUUGGACCAGUAUCUCUACAAGGAAGGCUGGGAGAAGCAAAAAGCCACAGGUUAUAUUUUGCCUCCGGAUGCUGUGCCUUUUGUUCAUGCCCAUCACUCCAGUGAUGUUCAGAGUGAGCUCAAAUACAAAGCUGAACACGUAAAGCAAAGAGGUCAUUACGUGGGUGUUCCGACGAUGAGAGAUGAUCCUAAACUGGUUUGGUUUGAGCAUGCAGGCCAGAUUCAGAAUGACAGACUGUACAAAGAGGACUAUCAUAAAACAAAGGCCAGAAUCCACAUACCUGCUGAUAUGGUGUCAGUGCUGGCCGCCAAGGAGGGGCAGGCCCUUGCCAGUGGUAUUGAUUACCGUAAUUACCUGCACCAGUGGACGUGCCACCCUGACCAAAACGACGUCAUCCAGGCAAGGAAGGCCUACGACCUACAGAGCGAUAAUGUCUACAAAGCUGACCUGGAGUGGCUCCGAGGCAUUGGCUGGAUGCCCCUGGAUUCUGUGGACCAUGUGAGGGUUACUAGGAACCAGGAAAUGGUGAAUCAGAUAAAAUAUAAGAAAGAUGCUCUUGACAACUAUCCUAACUUUACAAGUGUGGUGGAUCCCCCAGCAAUUGUUUUGGCUAAGAUUAACUCAGUCAAUCAAAGUGAUGUAAAAUAUAAAGAAACAUUUAAUAAACUAUUAAAGGGCAAGUAUACAUUUUCUCCAGAUACACCACAUAUCACUCACUCCAGAGACAUGGGAAAACUCUAUAGUACCAUACUGUACAAAGGUGCGUGGGAGGGAACCAAGGCCUACGGCUACACCCUGGAUGAGCGCUAUAUUCCCAUUGUUGGAGCCAAGCAUGCCGACUUGGUGAACAGUGAGCUUAAAUACAAAGAGACCUAUGAGAAGCAGAAGGGUCACUACCUGGCUGGAAAAGAAAUCAGUGAGUUCCCUGGUGUAGUUCACUGCCUGGAUUUCCAAAAGAUGAGGAGUGUGCUGAACUACAGAAGAGAUUAUGAGGACACCAAAGCAAAUGUUCAUAUCCCCAAUGAUAUGAUGAAUCACGUGCUGGCCAAAAGGUGCCAGUACAUCCUCAGUGACCUGGAAUACCGACACUACUUCCACCAGUGGACGUCUCUCCUGGAAGAACCCAGUGUUACACGGGCCAGAAAUGCGCAGGAGAUCUUGAGUGAUAAUGUGUAUAAAGAUGACUUGAACUGGCUGAAGGGCAUUGGGUGCUACGUCUGGGAUACACCGCAGAUCCUCCAAGCCAAGAAAGCAUAUGACCUCCAGAGCCAGAUACAAUACACAGCAGGAGGUAAAGAAAAUCUACAGAAUUAUAACCUGGUCACUGAUACCCCACUGUACGUGACUGCUCAUCAGAGCGGCAUUAAUGCCAGUGAGGUGAAAUAUAAGGAAAAUUAUCAUCAGAUUAAAGACAAAUAUACAACAGUUCUAAAAACAGUGGAUUAUGACAGAACCAAGAACCUGAAGAAUCUGUAUAGCAGUAACCUGUACAAGGAGGCCUGGGAUAAAGUAAAAGCUACCAGCUACAUCCUGUCUUCCAACACCAUGUCCAUGAGACAUGCCAAGAACCAGAAGCAUCUAGCCAGCAAUAUCAAAUAUCGGGAAGAAUAUGAAAAGUUCAAAGCUCUUUACACUUUACCAAGAAGCGUUGAAGAUGAUCCAAACACAGCUCGGUGUCUCAGAGUUGGCAAGUUUAACAUUGAUCGCCUGUACAGAUCGGUUUAUGAAAAGAACAAGAUGAAAAUCCACAUUGUGCCUGACAUGGUAGAGAUGAUUACUGCCAAGGACACUCAGAAGAAAGUCAGUGAGGUCGAUUACCGCCUACACCUCCAUGAGUGGAUUUGCCACCCUGACUUGCAAGUCAACAGUCAUGUCAGAAAAGUCACAGAUCAGAUCAGCGAUAUUGUGUACAAGGAUGACCUCACCUGGCUGAAAGGCAUUGGCUGCUACAUCUGGGACACUCCUGAAAUUCUCCAUGCCAACCACGCAUAUGAUAUACGCAAUGAUAUCAAGUACAAAGCUCAUGCACAGAAAACCAUGAAUGACUACAAGUUGGUCACCGACACUCCAGUCUACGUCCAGGCUGUGAAAAGUGGGAAGCAACUAAGUGAUGCUGUCUACCACUACAACUACAUCCACAGUGUCAGAGGCAAAGUGGCUCCAACUACGAAAACUGUGGACCUGGACCGGGCCCUCCAUGCACACAAGCUCCAAGAUGAGAAUCUGUACCGAGGAGCUGGCCGCCGUGCCCUGCCUACUGGAUAUAGGCUUCCAGUUGACACCCGUCACUUCAAACACAGCAAGGACACCCGAUACAUGAGCAGUUAUUUCAAGUACAAAGAAGUUUAUGAACACAUCAAGGCCAAUGGGUAUACACUUGGCCCCAAUGAUGUUCCAUUUGUCAAUGUCCGGAGGGUCAACAAUGUUACCAGUGAGAGACUGUAUCGACAGUUGUACCACAAGCUGAAAGAUAAGAUUCACACAACUCCUGACACACCUGAAAUCCGCCAAGUCAAGAAGACACAAGAGGCUGUCAGUGAGUUGAUCUACAAAUCGGACUUCUUCAAGAUGCAAGGCCACAUGAUCUCGAUGCCAUACACACCCCAAGUGAUCCAUUGCCGCUAUGUGGGGGACAUUACCAGUGAUAUUAAAUACAAAGAGGACUUGAGGGUCCUAAGGGGCCUGGGCUGCUUCCUGUAUGACACUCCCGACAUGGUCCGCUCCCGACACCUGAGGAAGCUCUGGUCUAAUUACCUAUACACUGAUCAUGCAAGGAAGAUUCGAGACAAAUACCAAGUGGUGCUUGACACUCCACAAUACAGAAAAGUGCAGGAACUGAAGACGCAUCUGAGUGAGCUGGCGUACAGAGCUACAGGCAGGAAGCAGAAGUCAAUCUUCACCUCCAUCCCUGAUACUCCUGAUGUUUUAAGAGCCAAGCGAGGGCAGAAGCUUCAGAGUCAGUAUCUGUAUGUUGAACUUGCCACCAAAGAGAGACCCCAUCAUCACGCCGGAAACCAGACCAGAGCCCUGAAACACGCUAAAGACGUGAAGGACAUGGUCAGCGAGACAAAGUACAAGAUUCAAUAUGAGAAGAUGAAGGACAAGUACACCCCAGUUCUAGAUACGCCAAUCCUCAUCAGAGCCAAGAAGGCUUACUGGAAUGCCAGUGAUCUACGCUACAAAGAAACAUUUCAAAAGACCAAAGGGAAAUACCACACCGUGAAGGAUGCUCUGGAUAUUGUUUAUCAUCGCAAAGUCACAGACGACAUCAGCAAAGUGAAAUACAAGGAGGCCUAUAUGAGUCAGCUGGGAAUCUGGACGUCCAUCCCUGACCGUCCUGAGCACUUCCACCAUCGGGCAGUCACUGAUGCAGUCAGCAAUGUAAAAUACAAGGAAGAUUGGACCUGGCUUAAAGGCAUUGGUUGUUAUGCCUAUGAUACCCCUGACUUCACUCUGGCUGAAAAGAACAAGACUCUCUAUAGCAAGUAUAAAUAUAAAGAAGUAUUCGAAAGGACAAAGUCAGAUUUCAAGUAUGUCCCAGAUUGUCCAAUCAAUAGGCAUUUCAAGUAUGCAACUCAGUUGAUGAAUGAGAAAAAAUACAGAUCUGAUUAUGAGAAGCGGAAAGAUAAAUACCACCUAGUAGUCGAUGAGCCUAGACAUCUGCUGGCUAAGAUCGCAGGCGACCAGAUCAGUCAGAUCAAAUACAGGAAAAACUAUGAAAAAUCAAAGGACAAAUUCACCUCAGUUGUGGACACCCCAGAACACCUGCGUACCACAAAAGUCAACAAACAGAUCAGUGAUAUACUUUAUAAGUUGGAAUACAACAAGGCCAGGCCCAGAGGCUACACCACCAUCCAUGACACGCCCAUGCUGCUGCAUGUCCGAAAGGUCAAGGAUGAAGUCAGCGACCUGAAAUACAAAGAAGUUUACCAGAGAAAUAAAUCCAACUGCACCAUUGUGCCCGAUGCUGUCCAUAUCAAAGCAGCCAAGGAUGCCUACAAAGUCAACACCAAUCUGGACUACAAGAAGCUGUACGAAGCCAGCAAAGCCCACUGGAGGUGGAUCCCCGACAGACCGGACUUCAUCCAGGCCGCCAAGUCAUCCCUGCAGCAAAGCGAUUUUGAAUAUAAGCUGGACCGAGAGUUCCUCAAGGGUUGCAAGAUUUCUGUAACUGAUGAUAAAGACAUGGUGCUGGCGCUGAAGAAUUCCUUAAUAGAAAGUGAUCUGAAAUACAAAGAAAAACACGUAAAGGAAAGAGGAACCUGUCAUGCUGUGCCUGACACUCCUCAGAUCCUCCUGGCAAAAACCGUCAGCGGUCUGGUGUCCGAGAACAAGUACAAGGACUACGUCAAGAAGCACUUGGCCCAGGGCUCAUACACAACACUGCCGGAGACCCGGGACACUGUUCACGUCAAGGAAGUGACCAAGCACGUCAGUGAUACAAAUUACAAAAAGAAGUUUGUCAAGGAGAAAGGGAAGUCCAACUACUCCAUCAUGCUGGAGCCCCCGGAGGUGAAGCACGCUAUGGAGGUGGCCAGGAAGCAGAGUGACGUUGCUUACAAAAAAGAUGCCAAAGAAAACCUGCAUUACACCACCGUGGCUGAUCGGCCAGACAUCAAGAAGGCCACACAGGCCGCCAAACAGGCCAGCGAGGUGGAGUACAGAGCCAAGCACCGCAAGGAAGGCAGCCAUGGGCUAAGCAUGCUCGGCCGCCCGGACAUUGAAAUGGCCAAGAAGGCCGCCAAGCUGAGCAGCCAGGUUAAAUACCGUGAAAAUUUCGACAAAGAGAAGGGCAAGACACCAAAAUACAAUCCCAAAGACAGCCAGCUCUACAAAGUCAUGCAAGAUGCUAACAAUCUUGCGAGCGAGGUUAAGUACAAGGCUGACCUGAAGAAACUCCACAAACCUGUGACUGACAUGAAGGAAUCCCUGAUAAUGAACCACGUCCUAAGUACAAGCCAACUUGCCAGCUCUUACCAAUACAAGAAGAAAUAUGAGAAGAGUAAAGGCCAUUACCACACCAUACCCGAUAACCUGGAGCAGCUUCACCUAAAAGAGGCCACAGAGUUGCAGAGCAUAGUGAAAUACAAAGAAAAGUAUGAAAAGGAACGAGGAAAACCCAUGUUGGACUUUGAAACACCAACAUACAUCACCGCCAAGGAGUCUCAGCAGAUGCAAAGUGGGAAAGAAUAUAGGAAAGAUUAUGAAGAGACCAUUAAAGGCAGAAACCUGACUGGCCUGGAGGUCACACCAGCUUUAUUACAUGUCAAAUAUGCAACCAAAAUAGCCAGCGAGAAAGAGUACAGGAGAGAUCUGGAGGAAAGCAUCCGUGGGAAAGGUCUCAGUGAAAUGGAAGAUACACCUGACAUGCUAAGAGCAAAGAACGCCACUCAGAUCCUCAAUGAGAAAGAAUAUAAGAGGGACCUGGAGCUGGAAGUGAAAGGAAGAGGCCUGACUGCCAUGGCCAACGGGACUCCUGACUUUAUGAGGGCCAAGAAUGCGACUGAUAUUGCCAGUCAGAUUAAGUAUAAGCAAUCAGCAGAAAUGGAAAAAGCCAAUUUCACUUCUGUGGUUGAUACUCCAGAAAUUAUUCAUGCCCAACAAGUUAAGAACCUUUCAAGCCAGAAAAAGUACAAGGAAGAUGCGGAGAAGUGCAUGUCGUAUUACGAAACUGUUUUGGACACCCCGGAGAUGCAGAGAGUCCGGGAGAACCAGAAGAACUUCAGCCUUCUCCAGUACCAGUGUGACCUUAAAAACAGUAAGGGAAAAAUCACAGUUGUUCAAGACACACCAGAAAUACUGCGGGUUAAGGAAAAUCAAAAGAAUUUCAGCUCGGUUUUAUAUAAAGAGGACCUCUCACCAGGAACAGCAAUUGGAAAGACACCAGAGAUGCUGAGAGUGAAGCAAACACAGGACCACAUUAGCUCGGUGAAGUAUAAGGAAACAGUUGGACAAGGAACUCCAGUCCCUGACCUGCCUGAAGUAAAACGCAUCAAGGAGACGCAGAAGCACAUCAGCUCGGUUAUGUACAAAGAAAAUCCAGGAACAGGCAUUCCAACCCCUGUCACUCCAGAAAUUGAGAGAGUGAAACGCAAUCAGGAGAACUUCAGCUCGGUUUUGUACAAAGAAAAUUUGGGGAAAGGAACCCCAACCCCUGUCACUCCAGAGAUGGAGAGAGUCAAACGCAAUCAAGAGAACUUUAGCUCGGUGCUAUACAAAGAAAACCUGGGCAAGGGAACCCCUUUACCUGUCACUCCAGAGAUGGAGAGAGUCAAACACAAUCAAGAAAAUAUUAGCUCGAUUUUGUACAAAGAGAAUGUGGGGAAAGCCACCCCAACCCCUGUCACUCCAGAGAUGCAGAGAGUCAAACGCAAUCAAGAGAACAUUAGCUCGGUGUUAUACAAAGAGAACCUGGGGAAAGCGACUCCCACACCCAUCACUCCUGAGAUGGAAAGAGUCAAACGCAAUCAAGAAAACUUUAGCUCGGUAUUGUACAAAGAGAAUAUGAGAAAAGCGACUUCGACACCUGUUACUCCAGAGAUGGAGAGAGCUAAGCGCAACCAAGAAAACAUUAGCUCGGUUCUUUACUCUGACAGCUUUCGGAAACAAAUACAAGGCAAAGCUGCCUACAUCUUGGACACCCCAGAGAUGAGGCGGGUGAGGGAGACCCAGCGCCACAUCUCAACGGUGAAAUACCACGAAGACUUCGAGAAACACAAGGGUUGCUUCACGCCAGUGGUGACGGACCCUAUCACUGAGCGAGUAAAGAAGAACACACAGGACUUCAGUGACAUCAACUACCGAGGCAUUCAGAGAAAAGUGGUAGAGAUGGAACAAAAACGGAAUGACCAGGAUCAGGAGACUAUUACAGGUCUGCGUGUCUGGCGUACUAAUCCUGGCUCAGUGUUUGACUAUGAUCCAGCAGAAGACAACAUUCAGUCCCGAAGCUUACACAUGAUUAAUGCCCAAGCUCAGCGCCGGAGCAGGGAACAGUCGCGGUCCGCCAGUGCGCUGAGCAUCAGUGGUGGCGAGGAGAAGUCUGAGCAUUCAGAAGCAGCCGACCACCACCUCUCCACCUACAGUGACGGGGGCAUCUUCUUCUCUGCAACUUCAGCAGCUUACAAACAUGCAAAAACCACAGAGCUCCCACAGCAACGCUCAUCUUCAGUUGCCACCCAACAGACAACAGUAUCCUCUAUCCCAUCUCAUCCAUCUACUGCUGGGAAAAUCUUCCGUGCCAUAUAUGACUAUAUGGCUGCUGAUGCAGAUGAGGUGUCCUUCAGAGAUGGAGAUGCUAUUGUUAAUGUUCAAGCUAUUGAUGAAGGUUGGAUGUAUGGCACUGUACAGAGGACUGGCAGGACCGGCAUGCUCCCAGCCAACUACGUGGAAGCUAUUUAGGUAUUCCAAAGCAUCACACCUGCCUGGAGGACCUACAAAUCCUGCAGUCAAUAUUUCAGUUUAGACUCUUCAUUGUUAUCCAUGUUCUCAAUCUGCCUGUUUUUGUGUGUAUGAUUUAUAGUUGUACUGUCCCAUUUCUAUAUGAACCCCAAUACUUCUCUAGAAAAGCAGAUGUUAGUAUCACCAAUCUGUCCAGUUAUUAAGCUAAAUUUACUUCAUUAUUUUUUGGACUUGCACAUUAAAUUUAAGAGACAUUAAAUCCAUAGGGUCAUUUUUUAAAUUGCCAUCAACUUUUCCUUUGGGUUUUGUAAUAAGCUUAAUUUCAGAAGACAUUUAAAAAUUUUCUGCAAUUAUUAUAUUGCUGUAUCAACCCAGUCUUUCUGCAUUAUGAAAAUGUUAACAUUAUUUUUCUAAAACAAGGAUUCUGAACAUUUAAACAAGAAAAAAAGUCACCUUUUCCUUGCUUACGGAAUGCUGAUGCUUUUAUUUCUACUCUAGUUCUUGUUAUUAAGCUUUUAGUCAAUAUAAACUGGUGAUAAGCUAUAACUAAUAAAAUCUGUAAUUCUGCAACAAACA